Messenger RNA from Centropristis striata (black sea bass), 1858 nucleotides. RefSeq names its product regulator of cell cycle RGCC-like. Gene Ontology annotation, biological process: regulation of cell cycle. NCBI's taxonomy places the organism in Eukaryota, Metazoa, Chordata, Actinopteri, Perciformes, Serranidae. The record is from RefSeq and is a predicted model, not a curated record. The transcript is spliced from 4 exons. The coding region runs from base 879 to 1247 and encodes 122 amino acids.
UAACGACUUGCUCGAGCCAUUAGUUUUAAACGGUGCUACAGUGCUGGUGAUCACAGGCCUGUAACAAACAGCUAACACCAGUAAUAUGCUUUUACAGAGGCUGUAAACUAUAGCCUAUCUUAAUUUCUUUAUAUUCCACACUUGCCUGAUUUUUUUUACAUAUCACAUAAUGCUGAUACAGAUUGAAUUUAUACUGAGAGAAUAGGCCAAUUUAUCAUGUAGCCUGCUAUGUUUUAAACCUUUUUUUUUUAACCUUAUGCUCUCAUUUGUUGACAUAUUUAAUUAAUGCAGGCUUCAUAGCACAUCUGUAUUAUUUAUUUUUUUCACAUUAAAAAAGUUAUUUUUUGCAGGCUGUAUUCUUACAUAACUUUUUUAACUUGCUUUUUAAAAAAAUAUGCUUUUUUUUUUCUUGCUGCAUCCUACUACCAUUUACCACCCUUGCUUCCUAUAUCCCACAGGGUACUGUUAAAGCUUUAUCAUAUUCAUAAAAAGAUGGGGAAAACCGAGGUGUGGUCAUCCGUUAUUUAAUGACUGCACAUUUAUUCAAGAAAUGGCCAAAAGAGUUCUUUUUAUUGCAGCCCAAAGCAUAGAACUUAGAUUUAAAAUGUAAUAUUUAUGUAUCACAGUUAGCAGACCAGGUGUUUUACAGGCUGUUAGGUGUUUUAUAUGCCUUAUGGGCUGUUAGCUUUAUUUUCACACAUCAAGUUUUUUGAUACAAGCCUCUGACAUAAACCUCAACUGCAGGCUUUGGCUUUUAGCUUUUAUUUAAUUUAAUUGUCACCCAGAAUAUAUUUAAAUUAUAAGUUAUUUCUUAUAUUAAAUACUCGUUUGUUGGUUUGUUUUACUGGAAAAAAUAAAAAAAAAUUUCAGCUCUUGAGAUGAUCUUAACAUCUUCUUCUAGUGGAGUAAUGUGGUUUCUUGUCACAUUUUCCACAGACUUGGAGCUGGACGAGUUGCUGCAGGAGUUCCAGGAUGUGGUGGAGGAGCUGAAGGCCCCUUCUCAAAGCAAACCUCAUGCUUACAAUCACGUCCUGCAUGAGGCCAAAAGUCGUACAGGGCUGGUGGACGACAGCGGAGUCGAGGACUCGGAUUACUGCAGCGAGGCUUCUUUGGGAAACAGUUUGAACACCAGCGAGGAGGAGCUCCACACAGCAGGCAUAACGCUGGCACCGAAAGCCAAGCUGGGAGACACGAGGGAACUUGAGAGUUUUAUCGACAUGUUGGACCGAGAGCUUGCAGAGAUGUGAACAGAGAGAGAAAGAGCCACGUAGAGGGGGGAGAAACAGGCCGGGGGCGACAUGGUUGGCUACUGCAGAACAGACAAGCAGAUCUACACCAGAGCAGAUCUAAGGGAGCGAAUGCUCCCCUGGCAGCUCCAGGGGAAAAGGUUAACAUCAGAAAUUAAAAGGGCACUCUAUUCCAAAAUGCAAGAACACCCUCAGACCCCUGGCGACACCACAACCAGCAGGCAAGACGACGUCCCUGCAGCAUCAGAUCCGAGAUGUGUGACACAUUCACGAAAGAGACAAACCUUCCAUCUGUCCGGGCAUACGAGAAAACAUGGCCCCGAGUAUAGAAAGCAUGUUAGUGCCACAUUUAAAAUUACCAUUAGUAUUAUGUCAGUAAAGGGCUCUAAAUCCUCAGUGUUAUAUUAUUUUUAAAGGAGGCUGUUACAAAUUACAGAUGGCACUUUAGUUUUAAACUAAUUUAAAGUCCAAGGGUUUCAGGUCUGCUGUGUAAUACAAGUGUUUUUGUGCUGACAUUUCCAGUGUACAGUUUUUGUUAAUAUUCUUAAAAAAAUCUCUCUAUAUAAAUUGUUGUACAGAUGAUUGCGCAUAUAAAUAAAGCUACAUUUUGA